Messenger RNA from Alexandromys fortis (reed vole), 688 nucleotides. RefSeq names its product nuclear protein 1, transcriptional regulator (gene Nupr1). Gene Ontology annotation, biological process: negative regulation of cell cycle; negative regulation of cell population proliferation. The coding region runs from base 134 to 376 and encodes 80 amino acids. Gene Ontology annotation, cellular component: nucleus. NCBI's taxonomy places the organism in Eukaryota, Metazoa, Chordata, Mammalia, Rodentia, Cricetidae. The transcript has 3 exons. The record is from RefSeq and is a predicted model, not a curated record.
AGGACUUGGAGGGCGGGAGCCAGUCUGUGGUCUGAGGAGGAGGCAACUUCAUAAGUAAGGGCGAGGGAACUGAGAGAGGGCAGACAGCUGGAAAACACGACACAGGCAAGACUUUGGAGAAAGCAGACCAGGCAUGACGGCCACCUUGCCACCGACAACCAGCCCUUCCCGGCCACCCCUAGACCCAGAGGACGACGAUGACAUCCUGGACGAGUGCGACCAUUACAGCCUGACCCACUCUUACGUCGGGGGAGCUCGGAAAGGUCGUACCAAGAGAGAAGCUGCUGCCCACACCAACCGCCCGAGCCCUGGUGGACAUGAGAGGAAGCUGCUGACCAAGUUCCAGAAUUCUGAAAGGAAAAAGGCCUGGCGCUGAGGCACAGCUGGAGAUGAGGCCAGACCAUGGAUGUUACAGCCAGCAAUGGACACAGGACAACCACACCCAGCAAUGGAUACAGGACCCUGGAGAAAUUAGGAGAUACAGGCAGGACCAAGGCCUGCUUGGCUCUUUCCCACCUAAGUGAGGUUCUGGAGAGAGGCCACCAAAAGAGCCCUUCCAGACCCAGCAAAAGGGAAAGAUAGGAGCAAAAAGCAGGGGAAGGAUGGGGGAGCUAGCACCCCCAAAAAGAAAUGUGAGAGAAACCAGAUGCCCCCGGAGGCAGCAACAAUAAAUAGAGCAGUAGUGGCA